AUGAGUUCAGCACCAUACGAAGAAAAAUGUCAAGAUGCAACAGAUAUGGAAAAUACAGAAGAAGGAGUAGAAGCACAAAAAGUUCCAGCUCAAACAAUAAAUAAUGAUUCAUCAGCUAAUGCAUAUGAUAUAAAAUCAAAACCACCACCAACAAAUUUUGAAAAUUUGGAUGUAGUACAAAUUAAAGAAAUGAAAGCAUUAAAGAAUGUAGGUAGAGAUUGGCCAGAUGAUAUUGAAUCUGAAAGUCUAACUCAUUUGAAUGCGGAAAAGGAAAAUAAUAAUAAUAUCAAAUAUGUUACUAGUGAUGAUUUAGAUAAAAAUAAUCAAAAUAUUGAAAAUGUUAAGAAAAAUGAAGGAACUGUUCAAGAAAAGUCAGCAGGCUAA
Lodderomyces jiufengensis is the source of this 384-nucleotide messenger RNA. RefSeq lists its product as uncharacterized. The record is from RefSeq and is a predicted model, not a curated record. The coding region runs from base 1 to 384 and encodes 127 amino acids. NCBI's taxonomy places the organism in Eukaryota, Fungi, Ascomycota, Pichiomycetes, Serinales, Debaryomycetaceae. The transcript has a single exon.